AUGGCCUCCUCCGGGUUGUCCAGACAGCACUCAACAUCUGACCGAAGGAGAGACCCAAUGGUGCCUUCCCUUCCCAAGGGCAAGAAUGCUGCCGCGACCGCCCCGUUUGAGCCCUGCGCCUCCACCGGAUCCUUAUUCCUCUAUGCACAAGGGUCCAACGUACUAUGCCUCCAUCACGACUCACUUGCGAUCGAGAGACGCUUCCAGAAGCAUACAGACACAAUCCAGCUCAUCGCAGUAGACAAUGUCAGCGAGACUGGGGCUGGGCGACUAGUGGUCACAUAUGAUGCUCGCCAGACGGCCAUAGUUUGGGAUCUAUUUACGGGGGACCAAAUAUCAAGGUUUGCUUCGUAUGAGCCACUGAAGGUUGCCUCAUGGAUGCGUAACGGCAACAUAGCUUUCGGCAACGGCAAGGGUGAGGUCAUCCUCUUCGAACCCUCCACCAGCGAGCACGUUUCGGCAAGGACCAUCUUUGACCCCAUCACGGCCCUUGCGCCCUCAUCAGAUUGUAAGACAUAUGCCAUCGGCUACAACAAUGGCUCCAUUCUCUUGGCAGCGCUUCAGCCGUCGUUUACAAUACUCCACACCCUGACUACACCUCGCGCACCCUCCCCCAUCGCGUCUCUGACUUGGCACGCAUCCUCUUCCAAACAGAAGUCGGACAUGCUAGCGACCCAGACGGCCGACGGGGAUCUUAGAGUAUGGAGUGUCUCCAAGCCACCGACAUCGGAACAGCCUAGGGUCAUCCGCGUUCUCAAGCGGCCAGAUCCGAAUUUCAUCUCUGGCCGGACGUGGAUCGCCUGGUCCAAGAACGGCAGAGUAGUCCAAUAUUCCGAAUCAGAAACCUGGGCGUGGGACGUGCGUACCAAGGAUGUCAAGUAUGAAAUGAUUCCGGUCGUGGACGGUGUGCGGGGAAUUGCAGCAUACGGUCCCAGCGCAUCUCUCUUUACCCUAGGACCGGACUACACCAUACAACAGUACGAUAUCGAACAAGGCCAGAUCGUGCAGAAUAUCCGCAAUAUGCCGACCACGAUUCCACCAACGCCCCCGGAAGAGAAUAAACAACUGGGCUGGACGACGUCAGGCAGUGAAGACGAUGCAUCCCCAGUUGUGCGGCACAAGGUACAGACAGAGCGCAAUCGUCUGGCAAGCCCUCAGUCUAGUGCGGCCGCGGUUUCGUCUUUUAAUCCUAAGCCACCCAAGCACAAUCCUAAGCCGAAAGAUGUCAGUUCGCCUGCCCGACAGAGCGAACUUACGGGCACGACUUUCUCUGCAGGUAGCCAGCCAAUCUAUCUACACGACCAGCUCAAAUCCCCAGCUUCGUCGAAGGCCUACCGAAAAGCCUCUCGGCUACGCCAAGAAGUAAUCAUGAGUCCAGAGGAGCGACCUGUAGACGAUCUCUUCCCAUAUACGCGCUCUCGUCUGAAUGAUGUGCCAUACAAGAAUCCGCGGCAACUCAGUGAUGCCGAGAUGACACCAGAUAACUUGCGGCGGCAGAUGCUUGAGACUGUGUUUGGUUGGAAAGAAGACAUUCGAGAUCUCGUUCGAGAAGAGUUGAGUAUGCACCCACCAGACAGCCAGCAUGCCAUCUUUCUGUCCAUUUGGCUCAACGAAGACGACAGCUACCUUUGUGAAGUCAUGGGUCAGACUAGCGUGCUCUCGACCAUGGAUUGGAUGAUGCUUGCGCUCGGCACGAUGGAUCAUUCGUCUAGCUCGAAGCGAAUCUGUCAGGUCUUCAUUGAAAAGAUGCUCAGCCGUGGUGACAUCCAUGCUGCUGUUGCAACUCUUCUCUGUCUAGGGGAUCGUUCAGACGCGAUUGAGGUCUAUGUGUCACGCAAUCAGUACCUAGAGGCUGUUCUGUUGACCUGCCUCGUCACGCCCAGCGACUGGCAAAGGCAAUGUCAUUUGGUCAGAAGAUGGGGCGAGCAUGUUGUAGAGAACUCUCAACAACAGCUUGCGAUGAGGUGCUUUUCCUGUACAGGCGUCGAGCCUACAGAACCUUGGACAUCGCCCACCGCAGCGCAGCUCUCUGCGCAGCCGAUGCAAAUUAGUCCGCAAGAAAUUCCCAUUCUUGCUGCUCCGAACGAAGGUUCAGGCACGUUCCCUGAAAUCUACCGCAAAACGCUGGAGCGUCGCCGCACCAUGGAUGCACCAACGCCGGUCGCAAUGCCUGCUCCUCCGACACCUUUCCGAACCGCUGCCGCUCAGCAUUCCCGCAUAACGCCGCAAACCUCCGCCUUGAAGCUCAUUACGUCCUUUGGCGUACAAACAAACCCACAGUACAAGUUCCCUGGACUCAAGUCGGAGGACUACACCCCAACUGUUGGCGCCACAGUCACUCCGAUUGCUGAGUCCGCAAUUGAUCGAUCCGCAAUAUCGCCUGGAGGAAGCGGUAGUUAUCGGCAGAAUAACGUUCGAAGUCUCAAUGCCGUCAUGUCAGCACGCACGCCUAGUGCGAUGCACAAGCAUAGACUGCCAUCGAUUGGCGAGACGCCUGUCGAUGUUGAUGGUCCCUCAUUCAAAACGUCUCCUCCUCCCCCCCUGCCACCUAAACGCUUACCCACGCCGGGCGAUUCCCAAUCAGACGUAGAGAGGCGCAGCAGUAGUGCUAAAGAGGCGAGCGAUCAGGAUCAAAAUGCUCCGGAAUUGCAACAGUCUGAUGAGCCAGGCGAUGCAUUGCUCAUGCUUACACCAGCUGUCUACAACCCUCCAAGUUCUUUCAGAGACAAGCAAACACCAAAGACUGCUGUGAGACAACGAGUGCCGCCGGUUGACUUUCCCUCUCAUUCGCAACGUCCAGAGUCACGGACGAGUGAUCUGGAUGAACUUGCCGCUCUUGACCAGAAACCAUGGAUUGGGUCCAAAAGCAAGAAACCUGAUGGCCUCUCCAUUCAGAUGACUCCCAUUGGAGACUACGAGUCAAGCGACCGCUAUUCUGGCACCAGGACAGGAAACACCCAUAGUACCACACAAUUUGACACCAAUAGUGAGGUGACCAGUCCUCCCCGGACGGGUGAGUCAUACGCGAGCCGAACAAAGAGCCCGAGCUUCAGUGGCAGAAAUAUCGACCAGUAUAUCAGCAGCCUGGAGCAAACGCACUAUUAUAACAAUAACGCGCGGUCUCGAGAGACAGCCUCGCAGAAAAUGUCAGAGAAACGAAGCCGCCCACUUCUUCGCCGAGACUCCGACGUGAGGGAUGAUCGAGACCGCACAGUCAACCCUGCUAAGCGCUCACCUUCCUCGCCCGUCCCCAUGUCACCGGAGGAUCUCCGCAUGUACACUGACAGCGUCGACAGCAUGCAGACUUUUGCUUCAACCAUAUCAGCCGAAAGAGGAGGCACUCCUGCAAGCCGCUCACGCCUAGGCAAACACCGAGCACAUCCGAGCAAAGAAGAGGCUCCAAGGCAACGGUCUCGCUCCGCCCAAGCCGGAAGCCGAACGCGGCAUGGUGCGAAAGGAGACCGCCGCGGCGAGAGCCCUGAGCGCAGAAGUCGUAGCAAGUCUCGCAAGGAGGCGAGCGGCCGACGUUCUCCCUCGUCACCUCUGCCCAUGGUACCCUCGGAGGAAGAUCGAAAUCAACUUUCUGAUCCUUCCCUUCGCCUUGUUUCGGCUGAUCGUCAACACCGCUCUCGCGAACCUAGCUCCCAUCGGGAUCGCUCCAACGAGCGCCGUAAGCCCCGACACCGGUCCAGGAGUCGGCAGACCGAGGAAGGGGAAGGACCUCUUUCACGGAAGAGUAGCAUCAGCACCAAGAGUGGGAAAAAUCGCCGUCACCGUGAUGAUUCGGCCGCGCGAUCUGAGGGACGACGUCAAGCCAAUGGACUCGGCUAUGAUUCACUCACAGGCGAUAGCUCCUCGGCGCUACCCCUCGAUCCUGAAAUUAGGUCGAGAAGCAAUCCUCAACCUCGAGCGGAUGGUAGAGCCAAGGAUUUGUCGAAAGGGAUAGCUGCCGCUGAGCUGGAAGCUCGACGUUUGUCUUUGGCUCGACGUCCUUCGGCGCCCAAUAUCCCGCUUCCCGGCCAGGCUGCACAUGGCAAGUCGGCAUCCGAAAGCCAUGCACCUCCUCUGUAUCGUGCAAAUACCGACGAGCCGGGGACGAGAUAUGGUGAACCACGACUGCGGCGGCCGUCUACCCCAAGGGCGAUGCAGGUGACUCCAGGAUCUCUGAAUGAACACCAAUCGGAUUUGGACCUACUUCCCAGGAGGACUUUCACGCCCAAGCUUGAGCCUUCAGAGAGUCCUCGUCUUAACAGCAGUCAGACGAGCAAACCCCAUUCUCGUAACGCUUCUCGUGGCCUUGUGGUGGAGGAUUAUCGCACAGCAGCAGAAAUUGAGGCGGCGCUUGCGCAGUUGCCUCGUCAUCCCGCUUAUGACCAUCAACUAUCCAGGUCCCGAGACACGUCACGUAACCGCGAUGAACGCAGUCGAGGUGCCUCGAGAGAUCGAUUGCGUGUCUCGCCCCGAAUGGAAGAGGUUGGGAAUCUGAUCAUUGCACCAGAGCAACAAGGAGCGCCUCAGCCGCCCAUACUACCAGAACUGCAGCACUUGGUGUCACCUCCACCACCUCCGCCACCACCGGCUCCACCCAAGACACGUCCGAGCUUGUCUGUGCGGACAGACUCGGCAAAUGCGUCACGGAUUCCUCUCCCGCCGUCUGCAAACCCUGUGGACGACAGCGGACCAUCCAGCGCGCAUCCUGGACUGGGUCACCGACGAGGGAGAAGUGCCAAUGGUGGUAGUGAGAAUCAAUUCAUGGGCAAGAUCAAAAAUUUUGCGGGUAAGAUGAGAAGCGCGAGCCAGAACAGGGACAAUGCCGUGCGCAGCCCGCCACAACCCCCCAAUGGCGAAGGCUUCCAGGUCCAAUCACCGUAUGAGACUAACACCGCUUUCCCACACCAAUCUAUGCAGGUGUGA
Cyphellophora europaea CBS 101466 is the source of this 4914-nucleotide messenger RNA. RefSeq lists its product as uncharacterized. Gene Ontology annotation, molecular function: transcription factor binding. The coding region runs from base 1 to 4914 and encodes 1637 amino acids. Gene Ontology annotation, cellular component: nucleus. Gene Ontology annotation, biological process: positive regulation of transcription by RNA polymerase II. The transcript has 2 exons. NCBI's taxonomy places the organism in Eukaryota, Fungi, Ascomycota, Eurotiomycetes, Chaetothyriales, Cyphellophoraceae. The record is from RefSeq and is a predicted model, not a curated record.